GUGUUUUUUAUUUUAAACCGGGGUAUGUGUGAAUUUUGUACAUUUGCCUAACACUGGAUCUUUACGCCAUUUUUAGAGAUUAUGUGCAGAUUGCAAGAAUGGCUAAUUCUCAUUUCAGACAAUUUCAUCUUUGUUUUAUGUUAACCUGUAUUUUUUCGUUCUGCUUUCAAUUAUGUUCUGGGUUCUGUAAUGGUAGACCCUCAGGUGUAAGUGUGGCCCAACUUCAGCCGAAACAGAUCAACAUUUCUUGGGAUAUAUCGAACGUGAAUUGUGGGAUUUUACAGUACGCCGUCCAUUUUGAGAUCCGGAAGCCGCUGACGGUGUUCCGGAGUGUUAACGUGACGAAUCCCCGACAGAGCAGCGUGGUUGUUGACGUCACGCCGUCCUUCACCUACAACAUUUACGUCAACGGACUGACGGCCACGGCGGAACCGCCCACCCCCGACUCCGUGUCCUACACCGUCCCCAGUACCCCGCCAGACGACUUCCCACGAAUACACGUGACCAGCAAGACUCUGACGUCACUUACCGUAAAAUGGGACAAACUCAGCAUCUACCAUAGAUGUGGCGUCAUUUCAGGAUACACGCUUCUUUAUCAGCGGCCAGACAAGUCGACGGUUCCUAUUGACGUCCCCGGGGGUGAGGACACCACCCAGUACACCCUGACGGGCCUGUCCCCCGGGACACAGUACAACAUCGUUAUCCGCGCCGUCAACGACGCGGGGGCGGGCAAGUGGAGCCAGCCCUUCCUCACCGUGUCCACCGAGAGCCCAACAACAACUGCUACCACCCCCACAACAAGCACAACAACAUCCAGUACAACAACAACAACAACAACAACCACCGUAAAACCGACAACAACGACAUCGACGACAACAACUAGCACUACACCAACAACAACAACAACGACAACAACACGGCCAACAACAACCAGUACACCACACCCGACAACUAAAACAACAACAACAACAACGACAGCUAGACCCACCACCUCCACCACAUGGAGAUCCACCACACGGAGCCCCGGGACUCGGGCCCCGCCCCCUCACAGGGCUCACAUUGAGGCCGCUGACGACAUGAGCGUGCCGCUAUUGCUGGCCGUGGUGGGGGGAUGCAUCCUGUUCCUGGCUGUGUUGAUUCCCGCCAUCUUCUUCAUCUGUCGCUACUGCUGUAACAAAGCACCUGUCGGGGUCACUGACCCCAAACCCCGACAACAGUCACAGAGAGAACUACCCAGGCGCCCCUCUAGGUACCCUGAACAGAUCGGGCUCGGAGUCGCUCACCUCGUCACUGUGGUAGACAUCAAACCAACAUGUAAACCUCCGCCGGUGCAAAGAGUCCGGAACCCUAACGUCCAGUACAGCGAGUUCUCCUAUGAGGAGGGCUACAAAGGCUUCCGCCCGAAUCACACGGGACAGGAUUACCCAAAUUUACUCAGGAAAGUUCACAGAGAAUCUCCAGUUGAAAAGCCCAACAGUGGAAGCUUCCCUCCGGUAGAAAGUUCUGAGGUUGGCGAAGUGAGCGAUUUAACCUACAACCGGGUGAAUAACAAUCACGUCUCUCACACCAACAACGUUUACAUUCAUAACUUUAUGAAAACCAGGCGACUCUUCACUCCGAGCACUCCUGUUACACCGGCCAUUGGCUACCGGAAGCCGAAGGAAUAUCAUGACACACUUCCGGUGGAAGAAGAGUCUCCGGAAAAUUUUCCGUUUUCACAAUAUAGUUCUCUAGAAAAACCAAAAAGAUUCAAAACACGGGCAAUACUGAGGGAACACUCGGACCCUAACUACACACUGUAGGUAAUGCACGUGUCAUCCAACACGUGCCAACCACUGUGAAAGCAAUGCAUUCAAUUUGUCGUUUAAUGCUUACAAUAAACAUGCCGCCCCCAAAGUAUGUGAUAGAAUGUGAUAACUUUGAUAUAGGUUUUAAAUUAUUUAUUUAUUUAUUUAUUUAUAUCAUUUAUGAUGUUUAUGUUUGUAACUUGUCGCAUACUAUGCAACAUAAAUAUCCGUUGGUGAUGAAGUUAA
This is a messenger RNA of Magallana angulata, 2033 nucleotides long. RefSeq names its product mucin-5B-like. Bases 99 to 1802 code for a protein of 567 amino acids. The transcript has 7 exons. The record is from RefSeq and is a predicted model, not a curated record. Gene Ontology annotation, molecular function: protein binding. Lineage: Eukaryota; Metazoa; Mollusca; Bivalvia; Ostreida; Ostreidae.